CUAAUGUAAGAGUGCGACUUAGAAAACGUCUACUCAUGUGCCGUUCGUUAUACGUUACAGUGUCACGCAAACAUAUAACACAAAAAGUAUGACACCGACAACAUCGCACCAAUACAAACGCAACAGCGGUCGCAGUGAUGUGCGUUUCAACAAGAGCUCAACGGGCAAUUCAGUUGACGAGAGAGAUCAUUUCAGUAACAAGUUGCCGUCUGCAGCAAACAGACUGGUACAAAAAUAAACACACUUCGUAUUUUGUGGAGAACGAUACAUAGAGAGUGACAGAGAGGGAGAGAUUCCGAACAACAACAGUGAACGUGAACGACGACCAAGGAUAAAAAAAAAACAUCAUAACCGACGUGCCAAGUGUGAAUCAAAAUUUUAUGUGCCCGAGUCGCACAAUCUUCGUUUUUCUUAUAUUUACGGGUUGACUAAUCACAAAUUUAAUCAGAUACUGUAUAAUUCAUAAAGUCGAUCGCCAUGGGUUCGAUGUUUCGUUCGGAGGAAAUGGCACUCUGCCAAUUGUUUAUCCAACCAGAAGCCGCAUACCCAUCGGUAUCCGAAUUGGGUGAAUCGGGCACUGUUCAAUUCCGUGAUCUAAACCCAGAUGUGAACUCAUUUCAACGAAAAUUCGUGAAUGAAGUUCGACGAUGCGAUGAAAUGGAACGUAAAUUGCGUUACAUUGAAGCCGAAGUGCGCAAAGAUGGUGUGAAUAUUCCGGAUUUAGACGAGUUGCCACGUGCCCCAAAUCCUCGUGACAUCAUCAAUCUGGAAGCUCGUUUCGAGAAAACUGAGAAUGAAAUCUUGGAAUUUUCCCAAAAUGCCGUCAACUUGAAGUCAAACUUCUUGGAGUUGACCGAAUUGAAGCAAGUUUUGGAAAAAACACAAAGUUUUUUCGCCGAGCAUGAGGGCGCUUUGAAUUUGGAUUCGUUGCGAAAAACAUUGGUGCCUGAAGAGCAACAGGUGCAAGGCCGUGGCCGUUUGGGUUUUGUUGCCGGUGUAAUACAACGAGAACGUGUUGCUGGCUUCGAACGUAUGCUCUGGCGUAUUUCUCGAGGUAAUGUGUUUUUGAGACAAGCUGAAAUCGGUACCACGCUCGAGGAUCCAGCAACCGGCAAUCCGUUGUACAAAACGGCAUUUGUGGCCUUUUUCCAAGGUGAACAAUUAAAGUCACGCAUAAAAAAAGUUUGCGCCGGCUACCAUGCUAGCUUGUACCCGUGUCCGAGUGCACCCGAUGAACGUCAAGAUAUGUUGAAAGGAGUAAAAACUCGAUUGGAAGAUUUGAAAAUGGUCUUGAGCCAAACACAAGAUCAUCGCCAACGAGUUUUGUUGAGCGUGGCUAAGGAAUUGCCAGCAUGGAUCAUCAUGGUCCACAAAAUGAAGGCCAUCUAUCAUACACUCAACUUGUUCAACAUGGAUGUCACAAAGAAGUGUUUAAUCGGUGAAUGCUGGGUGCCAGUUAACGAUUUACCCGUUGUACGCAAAGCACUUACUGAUGGCUCAAAUACUGUGGGCAGUACGAUUCAAUCGUUUUUAAAUUUGAUCCCAACCAAUGAGAAUCCACCAACUUUUAAUCGUACCAACAAGUUCACACGCGGCUUCCAAACGCUGAUCGACGCAUAUGGUGUUGCUUCAUAUCGCGAGGCCAAUCCAGCACUAUACACCAUUGUCACUUUCCCGUUCUUAUUCGGUGUCAUGUUUGGUGAUUUGGGUCACGGUAUCAUUAUGGCUCUUUUCGGUGCCUGGAUGGUAAUCUGGGAAAAACCUCUGGCAGCAAAGAAAUCAAACAAUGAAAUCUGGAACAUUUUCUUUUCUGGUCGCUACAUUAUCCUGAUGAUGGGUUUCUUUUCCAUGUACACCGGUUCAGUUUAUAAUGAUAUCUUCUCCAAAUCCGUCAACGUGUUUGGUUCAGCCUGGACCAUAAACUACAAUACGUCAACGAUAAUGGAAAACAAAGCCUUGCAACUAAAUCCCAGCAACGAUACAGGACACGAUCCUUACCCAUUCGGAGUCGAUCCAAUGUGGCAACUUGCAGACAACAAAAUCAUCUUCUUGAAUUCGUUCAAAAUGAAGUUAUCCAUCAUUUUCGGUGUAACCCAUAUGAUCUUUGGUGUUUGUAUGAGCGUUGUCAAUAUGUUGCAUUUCCGUCACAGUAUUAGCAUUCUGUUGGAAUUCUUGCCACAAAUACUGUUCUUGUGCUUGCUAUUCGCAUACAUGGUCUUCCUCAUGUUCUUGAAAUGGAUUCUGUUCAGCAGCACAAGCGAGGUGGAUAUCUUUAAACCAGGCUGUGCCCCAUCGAUUUUGAACAUGUUCAUCAACAUGAUGCUGUUCAAAGAUUCGAAACCAUUGGAUGGAUGCAACGAAUUUAUGUUUGAAGGUCAGGAUAAGGUUCAACUCGUUUUCAUUACAAUUGCAUUAAUUUGUAUCCCAUGGAUGUUGUUGGGCAAACCAUUGUACAUAAUGUGCUCCAAAAAGAGCACUCACGAAGCCAAGGCUAAUGGAACAGUCACACAGGACAUCGAAAUGUCGGAAUCCCAAUCAGUUGUUGCAAAUGAGUCUCAUGCCGCUGCUGACCAUGGUGAUCACGAUGAAGAACAUUCGUUGAGUGAAGUUUUCAUUCAUCAAUCAAUUCAUACCAUCGAAUAUGUGUUGAGUACAAUUUCGCACACUGCUUCUUAUCUUCGUUUGUGGGCUUUGUCUCUUGCUCAUGCUCAAUUGUCCGAAGUCCUGUGGAAUAUGGUCUUGUCAAAAGGUUUUACAUUGGUUGAUGGCUGGGCUGGUGGCAUCGUUCUUUACGUUAUCUUUGCUGCUUGGGGAGCAUGCACUUUGGCUAUUCUGGUCAUGAUGGAAGGUUUGUCCGCUUUCUUGCACACCUUGCGUUUGCACUGGGUCGAGUUCAUGAGCAAAUUCUACCAAGGUGUUGGCUAUGCAUUCCAGCCAUUCAGCUUCACCGCUAUAUUGGAAUCUGAAGAAUUGAGUGAAUAAAUUCACGGAGCAGGGCAACAAAAAAAAAACAAAUACAAAAGCAAUAUGUUGUUGUCAUUCAUCAUAUUUACAUCCUUUGAUGGAUUUUUGUGCACGUCUUCAAAUUAUAGUAAAAUUCAAGUAUUAAUCCGUGUUUAUCAAAUUGUUCAGUAGAAAAUCAACUUUUAGCUUUGACUUCAAUUGUAUCCCAAAUUAAAGAAAUAAAUAUAUAUACAACCAUA
Molecule: messenger RNA, 3203 nt
Organism: Sitodiplosis mosellana (orange wheat blossom midge)
Lineage: Eukaryota; Metazoa; Arthropoda; Insecta; Diptera; Cecidomyiidae
Gene: Vha100-2
Product: V-type proton ATPase 116 kDa subunit a 1
Exons: 11
Coding region: 478-2982 (834 amino acids)
Biological process (GO): proton transmembrane transport; vacuolar acidification
Cellular component (GO): vacuolar proton-transporting V-type ATPase complex; plasma membrane; vacuolar proton-transporting V-type ATPase, V0 domain
Molecular function (GO): proton-transporting ATPase activity, rotational mechanism; ATPase binding
Source: RefSeq, a predicted model, not a curated record